Messenger RNA from Salmo salar (Atlantic salmon), 5041 nucleotides. RefSeq names its product vacuolar protein sorting-associated protein 16 homolog. Gene Ontology annotation, molecular function: actin binding. Gene Ontology annotation, biological process: intracellular protein transport; endosomal transport; vacuole fusion, non-autophagic. The record is from RefSeq and is a predicted model, not a curated record. Gene Ontology annotation, cellular component: HOPS complex; endosome; cytoplasm. NCBI's taxonomy places the organism in Eukaryota, Metazoa, Chordata, Actinopteri, Salmoniformes, Salmonidae.
GCCUUUUCUACGGAAAUGUUUCAUGAUCGACUAGGAAUGCCUUGAAGAUCAACCAGUCCACUGGUUGGCGACCACUGGUUUAGAGUUUAGAUUUUUGCUUUGCCUACUAAAUUAAGAUCUAAACCAAAGAUUGACCACAGCCCGUCAUUUGAAAUGGGAACAAAUGAGUCAUAGUGCGCAGAGCAAGCAAGGAGAUGGGCAGAGCCAAGCCCGAUUUAGCGAGAUCCUAUUGGCGCGUUGUAGCAUACAUUUGAAUAGUUACGUUCGGGAACUCAAUUCGCCUUUGCACUCCUUUUAAACAAUGCCAUUUUUUUCUCAACUUUAGCCAAGGGUAAAAUCUACAAAACUUUGUCCACUAUGUUCGUAACAGAUUAUAGUUUUGACAACAGAAAACUGUAUUGAGAUCAAAUGUUUCAUCGAAGAGAAAACUUGCAGAAUUUCGGACAAAAUGCAUCUCGUUCCAGCUUCUCCCACUGCCGGACACUUGGCAACACUUGGCACUUGGAAACACCAACAGGAUGCUUCACAUUUAUACAUCCGGUGAAAUAUUUGUCUCAUUGUCCUAUCAGUGGCUAAACACAAACUGCGGUCUCCUACCAGUUACUGGCGGUAAUGAGCGGGUUUCCUCCGCCGUCGUAAAGAGAAGAAGAAAAUCCGGAACUAGGCUGCUCUCGACAAAACGUCAGAUGACAGGCGAAUCUAAACAAUAACAAAUACACACCCCACCAGAUUAGUUAUACACACCAUAUGCCAGGGUUAUAAUUUACGGGGUGAAGAAUGGCAUUUAUAACGGCAAACUGGAAUCCGCUCGGCGAAGCGUUUUACAGGAAGAUCGAGCUGUAUGAGAUGGGAUGGAGCUUGAGAGAUGGGCUCAAGGAAUGCCUGGUGGCAGCAGCCCCAUACGGGGGACCGAUCGCUCUCCUAAGACAGCCACAGAGGCCUUCCUCCAGCGCACGGCCCCAGCUGGAGAUCUACUCCUCCUCGGGCGCAAACAUGGCCAGCUUCCCGUGGAAGAGUGGCCCAGUGAGACAGCUGGGUUGGACGGUGUGUGAUGACCUGCUGUGUAUCCAGGAGGAUGGCACUGUCCUCAUCUAUGACCUGUUUGGUGCCUUCAAAAGACACUUCAGCAUGGGCAACGAGGUGGUUCAAAACCAGGUGCUGGAAGCCAAGGUGUUCCACUCGCCCUACGGAACCGGUGUCGCCAUAGUAACGGGAGCCUCACGCUUCACCCUGGCCACGAACAUUGACGACCUGAAGCUAAGGAGACUCCCGGAAGUCCCAGGCCUCCAGGGGGCACCCUCCUGCUGGGCAGUGCUGACUCAGGACAGACAGACCAAAGUGCUGCUGGCCAACGGAGCUGACCUCUACAUACUGGACAACACAUCCUGCACCCCUGUGACCCCUCCAGGCCUCUCUCCCCAGGCCUGUAGCAUUGUGAACAUGGCUGUGUCAUUCAGCUAUAAGUACCUGGCUCUGUUCACAGACUCUGGACACCUGUGGAUGGGCUCAGCCAACCUCAAGGACAAGCUGAGUGAGGUGGACACCAAGGUGAGGACCCCCCCUAAACAGAUGGUCUGGUGCAGAAGGCCAAAGAGCCAGCAGCCCUCUGUGGUCAUCAUGUGGGACAGGCUCCUACUGGUGGCCGGAGAGUGUACAGACACCAUCCAAUACACUCUGGAUGAGGAGAGUGUGUGUGUAGCAGAGCUGGAUGGAGUGAGGAUCGUAGGAGGGUCCAGGCAUGAGCUUCUGCAGGAGGUGCCCUCGGCCUGCCAGGACAUCUUUAAAAUUGCCUCCAUGGCUCCUGGAGCUUUACUACUGGAGGCACACAAGGAGUACGAGAAGUCCAGUCAGAAGGCAGAUGAGUACCUGAGAGAGAUAAAGGAACAGAGUGUGUUGGGGGAAGCGGUGAGACAGUGUGUGGAGGCUGCUGGGUAUGAACAUGAACCAGAGACCCAGAAAACACUGCUCAGGGCUGCGUCCUUUGGGAAGUGUUUUCUCAGUAACUACCCACCAGAGCCGUUUGUCAGUAUGUGUCGAGACCUGAAAGUUCUCAACUCUGUCCGAGACUACACUGUGGGGAUCCCACUCACACACACACAGUACAAACAGAUGACUGUUCAGGUCCUCAUUGACAGGUUGGUGUACCGUAAGCUGUAUCCCCUGGCCAUUGAGAUCUGUCGCUAUCUGAAGACACCAGAGUACCAGGGAGUCAGCAGAGUUCUCAAACACUGGGCCUGCUGCAAGGUCCAGCAGAAAGAAGAGCCUGAUGAGUCCAUAGCACAUGCUGUCAGUGUGAAGCUGGGUGAGGCAGCAGGAAUCUCCUACUCUGAGAUCGCUGCCAGAGCAUAUGAGUGUGGCAGGACGGAACUGGCCAUCAAGUUGUUGGAGUUUGAGCCUCGUUCUGGGGAGCAGGUCCCCCUACUACUGAAGAUGAAGAGGAGUCAACUGGCCCUGAGUAAAGCUAUAGAGAGUGGAGAUACAGACCUGGUUUACACGGUGGUGACAUACCUGAAGAAUGAGAUGAACAGAGGAGACUUCUUCAUGACGCUCAGAAACCAACCAGUAGCCCUGAGCCUCUACCGGCAGUUCUGUAAGCACCAGGAACAGGACACACUGAAGGAUCUGUUCAACCAAGAUGAUGACCAUCAGGAGCUGGGUAACUUCUACGUCAAGGCCAGUUACAAGGAGAAGAAGCUGGACGCUCGCCUGUCUCUGCUGCAGAGUGCUGUGGACGAGUACAACAAGGCCAAGAACGAGUUUGCAGCCAAGGCGACAGAGGAGGAGAUGAAGCUGCUACGGUUCCAGAGGCGUCUGGAUGAGGAGAAGGGAGAGGCUCUGCUGGGCCUGUCUCUCCAGGAGACUCUGCAUGCCCUCCUCACCUCCAACUUCCACAAGCAGGCUGAGCAGCUCUACAGGGACUUCAGAGUACCAGACAAAAGGUACUGGUGGCUGAAGCUGACCGCUCUGGCAGAGAAGGAUGACUGGGAAGAGAUGGAGAAAUUUGCCAAGAGCAAGAAGUCCCCCAUCGGCUAUCUACCCUUUGUGGAGGUGUGUGUGAAACAACACAAUAAGUACGAGGCCAAAAAGUAUGUUUCCAAGGUGACCCCAGAGCAAAAGGUCAAAGCCCACCUGGCCAUAGGUGAUCUGGAGGGGGCAGCCGAGGCAGCUAUAGAGAGGAGGAGUGAAGGAGAGAUCAGCACGGUCCUGUCCCGCUGUUCUCCCACCACAGACCGAGCCCUGCUGGAGAGACUCAACCGAGCCAGAUCCACUGCCGCCAAAAAGUGACCUUCCUGAAAUCCUAUUCAAACCACAAAAUAUCUCACUGUCAAAAAAGUGAGCCCUAUCAAAAACGCACUAAGAGCUGUAGCUGUUGAAAAGUGACCCGUCAACCACUAUUCACCCCAGCUCCAGCCUAUGUCCUGCUUCUAGCACGGUUGGAGGGGAAGGAGUGAUUUGGGAAAGAAAGACAUUCCAAGCUAACACACACACACACACACACACAGGUUAGACAAGCUGAUAUCAACAGCACUACCAAUCAUGAAAGAAAUGUGCCUCUCGACUGUCUGUUUUAGCCAAGAGAUGCAGUGAAAUUAUCUCAAUUCGCAAUGAAUUGCAUUCAUAUUGUAUAUCCUGUGUUUUCAAAUCUGUUCAAAUGAAGGAAGUGAGAGAAGUGCGGACACCACUUUUGACUAUUGAGAAGCACAGAUUGCUCCCAUUUACUGUCUGCUGUAAACUGCUGGUGUUACUGACUCUCCUCUCCAGAUCAUGUGAUUGUCAUAUUAAUGAAACCAUGUUUGUGUUAUUCACACACUGCAGACCGUUGUCUCAUGUUGUAUCAUUGGAUAAAUGAAUUCCUUUGUAAAGGAGCUACAAAACGAUAGAGGAACACUGGUACUCAGGAAUGGGAUCGGUGUCCUAUGGGGAACAUUAUGGGAACUAGGCCGCUGUAGAAAACAAGAAACUCUAAAUUACUGUUGCUUUCUGUAACAAUCAACAGGGCAUAUUGUAUGUAGGCUAUUGUGUAAAAGCAUCAGGUCAGAAAAUUAGGUUCAUAAAUGUUGCUAGACGACAUUCAACAGCUAUACCGGUAACUACAGGUCUACUGUAUGAUGGGGGAAAUUCAUGUGAAAUGUUACAGUAUAAAUUGGAAUUUAUGGUCCGAAUUUACGACGCUUCCACACACAAACUUGGCAGAGGAGUCGGCCAAGUAUAUUCUCUCAAACGUGUCUGGUGUAUUUGCGCAUGCUUCUUCAGUUCAGAUAGAGGUACGGCUGGGGGAGCGGGGCUGCGCCUGUCACGCGGUCUGUUUAUUUGUCUGCCUGUCAGCGGCGAGACACUCGCUGUCACUGAUUCAGAAGCUUUUCUAGCGACUUCCGUGUUUAAAACAGGUAAUGUAGCCUUGUCUGUACAAUGUGUUGUUGUUUUCUGAGAAAUCAUAAACAAAGUUGCAAGUGAGUGUAAGUUGCAAGUUAUAGUAUCCUAGCCCUAGCCAACAGUUGGCUAAAAGUAAAAACAAAUCGGUGUAGUGCAGUCAUUUAUAUGGGGGCUACUUACAGAAAUGAGAGUGAGUGAAGUAGAGAUAAUUCAACAGCUGUGCAGGCUACUGUGUAUAACUCGCAGAGUUCCCUGUUCAAAGGCACUUACAUAUUUUGUCUUGCCCAUUCACUCUUUCACUGGCACAAAUACACAAUCCAUGUCUCAAGGCUUAAAAAUCAUUAUUUAACCUGUCUCCCCAUCAUCUACACUGAUUUGAAGUGAAUUUAACAAGGGAUCAUAGCUUUUACCUGGAUUCACCUGGUCAGUCUAUGUCAUGGAAAGAGCAGGUGUUUUUAAUGUUUUGUACAUUACUGGAUAUUAAGAGUAACUUUCUUGAAAAAAAAAAAAGAUUAUGGGAAACCAGAUGUUUUAGACUUCAUUUUGACUGUUUGUUGCAAAAGUGAUAUACUUUUAGUGGUAAAUCUAAACGACCCGGAUCUUUGUGCCCCCUCAGUGUCUUGUUUUGCUCGCUUUGUACGAAAUAAUAAAAUGCAGUACGACAGGA